Messenger RNA from Phytophthora nicotianae INRA-310, 1394 nucleotides. RefSeq lists its product as hypothetical. NCBI's taxonomy places the organism in Eukaryota, Oomycota, Peronosporomycetes, Peronosporales, Peronosporaceae. The transcript has a single exon. The record is from RefSeq and is a predicted model, not a curated record. The coding region runs from base 30 to 1283 and encodes 417 amino acids. Gene Ontology annotation, molecular function: GTP binding.
UGCCCAAGCUCACUUCGCUUCAACAUCAAAUGGACGCGUCUCUAGUACCUGCAUCCGCGACGCCUUCACUGCACAACUUCCUCUUCUUGGGCAACCCUGGAACAGGGAAGAGCACGCUGAUCAACUGCCUUGCCGGAACUUCAAUAUUUAAAUCGGGGUUGAGCUAUGGAGGGGGGUUGACCAAGGAGUUCCAGAAACGUAUUCACGACAAUGUCCAAUACAUGGACACACCCGGUCUGGCCGACCGUGACAUUCAAGAAAAUGCCGCGGCUGCCAUAACAGAAGCGCUCAGCCAGUCCGGAAUGUAUAAACUCUUCUUCAUGGUGCGGCUUGAAAACGGCCGCGUCGUCAGCGAUGAUCUCGCAACCAUUGAAGUUGUCCUCAGCUCCAUCGAUCUGAAAGAAAUCCCAUUCACAGUCCUUAUCAACAAUGUUAAGAAACGCCAAUACGCCCAAAUGAUGGAGAAAGGGCCCGACUUCGUGAAAGUCGUGACGCUGAUCAAUUCUACCAAACACACGACGUCACACAUUGCGUUCAUCCCUGUGAUCGACGCUCUGGACGAGGAGGACAACGCGGUGACGAAGCUUCCACCUGAUGUUGAGCACCUCAUUCGAUUCCACGCCCCAACUGUCGAAAUAUCUCCCAAUGACGUGAGGUCCAUCAGGAUUGAAGACUUCAAGAAGGUGUCGGAAGAACUUCGAGAGGAGCAAGAAAAGCUUCUCAACGACACGGCGCUGAUGAAACGUCGGAUUGCUGAGCUUUCGACGAAGCCUAACUUCUUUAGCUGCACCUGGAGAAAAGUAGCGGCACUUUUCGAUGAGCACAUCAUGCAGCCAGUUGUCCAGCGUACGCAUUCACGUCGACCUAAUGCCGACAUUCGGACGGCGAAGCCACAGGAAAAUAAACAUUUUGAUUCAGCCGAUGACGGGAUAGUUGCACACGCAGUGGAUACUGGAACUAUGGAUGCGGUUAAUACCACUGGAGCUCCCAAUGUUAUUGCGGAAGAGAAGCCACAACCGUCACCCCCGAACGAGCAGAAUGAAACCAUGAACUUGGCUCACAACAUAUCGGGUAAGAAUAUUGAGCGGUACAACGAUCGAGCUCAAGAAUUACAGACCGAGGCAGGGGAACGCUUGGUUGAAAUUGGAGUGGCUCCUCCAAGCAAUCUCUCCAAGAUACCGGAACUUCAACGUGUGCAACACGUUGGUGAUCCAGUUCUGCACACUGAGGCUUUUCGACUGCGGUAUCUGGACGAUGGUGGAGACGAAGCGAUGCAGCCCUAAUUGUGUAGUCUUUUUAAUAGGUAGUGCUUCGGUACGUAGUAGACGUACGAAAUAGUGCAAGUUUAUGGAAUAUCACUUCUAUUGAAUAAUACCGCGUAUAGAAAAACCUCA